AUGUAUCAAGAAACUAAGCAAUUUUAUCAUUUAUGGCUACUUGCUGUCCAAGAAAGAGACGAAGCAAGAGAACAUUUGAAACAAUCACUCGUCGAACUGUCUAGAUUACAGGAAUGUUUCAACACUAUUCUUUUGUCCGAAGACCAACAAAUACCCCAUUAUUCUUACUCAGAAACCACAGACGAAACCCCCGAUCAUCAAAAACUGUAUAGUUACAAUAACUUCUCCAACGAGUCUCCUUCGCGAUUCUCGUCCGCAUCGUCGAUCGAUCUCGUCUCUAACUCAACUGUCUAUUCCUCGCCGGAGACCUACGACUCUGAUUGUUACAGCCUCCGGACGUUGCAGAUGGGUUUUGCAUUUGAGGAGAAGAAAGAUUUUGAGACCCUUGUGCUGGAGAAUAUAGGACUCGGAAGAAUGUUGCCGGAGAACGGUAAGUUCCAGCAAGCUAUCAUUGAAGCUGGAUCGUUGGUUGACUCAUUGUUCAUAACCGGUCCGAUUCCAAAAUGGAGAAAUCCUCCGGUUCAAAUGUUGAGUCAAAGACCGCUUCUGAGUCAUUCUAUCGGAAAAUGGAAUUAUGGUGGUCAGGGGAUCAUAAACCGGUCUUUCUCUGGCAAAAUGCCACGGUUAAGCUUGAUGCCUUAA
This is a messenger RNA of Arabidopsis thaliana (thale cress), 642 nucleotides long. RefSeq lists its product as hypothetical. The transcript has a single exon. The coding region runs from base 1 to 642 and encodes 213 amino acids. Lineage: Eukaryota; Viridiplantae; Streptophyta; Magnoliopsida; Brassicales; Brassicaceae. The record is from RefSeq and is marked reviewed.